This is a messenger RNA of Acytostelium subglobosum LB1, 810 nucleotides long. RefSeq lists its product as hypothetical. The coding region runs from base 1 to 810 and encodes 269 amino acids. The transcript has a single exon. The record is from RefSeq and is a predicted model, not a curated record. Lineage: Eukaryota; Evosea; Eumycetozoa; Acytosteliales; Acytosteliaceae.
AUGUUCAAGCUUGCUGUCUUUGUCCUCGCCGUUGUCCUCUCUGUGGCCUCUGCCCAGACCAGUGGAAACUACUACACCUUUGGCCCAUCAGGUAUUGCCUGCACUGUUGGCAACACCAACUGCCCACACUUCUUCCUCAACGAGGUGAACGGAGGCGCUGUCCACGUGCCAAUCGUCAACUUUGUCUAUAGCAACGCCAACCUCGACCCAGUCGUCGUCCAAGGAGGUGCCUCUGGUGAGGUCGUCCUGUUCGGUGCCGUCAACGGUUACGAUUUCGAGAUCUACGAGGCCUACCGUCUGCUUCCACUCAUCAGCGGUGCCCCAACCGGUGCCCUCUACACCCUGCACCCAUCCAACUACAUGUGCCCAGUCACCGGCCCAUGCUACCGUCUCAAGGCCCUCGCCCUGAACAACGGCACCGUCACCCUCGCCACCUCGUACACCGAGCCAUACUCGUCGACCAUCUCCUUCAUCGACACCAACUGGUUGGCUGACCGCAUCAUGGCCUCUGCCCUCGUCCAGGGAAGCGUCAUCGGAGGUGUCUUCACCGCCACCGGAGUCUACGUCAAGGUCGACGACCAGAUCUCCUGCCCAGCCUCCCCACAGUACAUGUGCGCCAUCGGCAACGUCCGCGCCUACAACCGUGACAUCAACAGAUGCUGGACCCUCGUCGGAUGUGUCCACAGCGGAAUCUGCCCACACUUCCUGCCAGCCUGUGCUGCCGGAUACGACCUCAUCAGUGUGCCAUCUGCACCAAACGGAUGCAACCACUUCUACUGUGAUGCUUCAUUCUUGACCCAGAAGCAUUAA